Molecule: messenger RNA, 663 nt
Organism: Arabidopsis arenosa
Lineage: Eukaryota; Viridiplantae; Streptophyta; Magnoliopsida; Brassicales; Brassicaceae
Source: the annotation of a GenBank genome assembly
GCAGAUUCAAAACUCUGUUUCAGAGGAUUGGAUAGAGCCAUGGCAAGUCUGAUAAUGGCCACACCAUUCCCAGGUUCUAUCACUACAUGUAAGAAGACAAAUAACCUGUCUGUUCAGAGAGCCUUUAGGGUGACAUGUAUGCAGACAGAGAAACCCUUGGAAGAGCUAUACAAUGUUAAAGUGGAACGGAAAGUUUCACAGAAACGGUUGGCGGAACUCGGGGUUUCGAGAUGGUCAGUUUGGAAGACAGGCAAGUGCAAAUUGCCAUGGGAUUGGCAGGUGGAUCAGUUGGUUUACAUUGAAGAAGGAGAGGUUCGAGUUGUUCCCGAAGGAAGCAAGAGGUAUAUGCAGUUUUUAGCUGGAGAUCUUGUUCGGUAUCCGAAAUGGUUGGAAGCUGAUCUUUUCUUUAACGCUCCUUACCGUGAACGGUAUUGUUUCAAGGCCUAUGGUGAUGAUUGAUCGAACUUAGACUUUGAGUUUAGAGCCAAGAAACUUUACACUUGUGUGUUGUUGUAGCCUGAUGGAUCUUUUUGUGAUAAUAUAAGAAAACAAGUUCACUUUUGUUCUGCAUUUUCAAUGCUUCAUCAGUAAACAGAGGCAGCUUCAGGCAUGUUUCAAAGAGAGAUGAAGGAAAGAGAUAAAGAAUCAAAAUGAAAAUUUCCA